CUCUCUCUCUCUCUCUCUCUCUCUCUCUCUCUCUCUCUCUCUCCGCCUUUGUAAGGAAGAAAAUAGAAAUGUCGAAAUCUCCAGAGGAAGAACACCCUCAAAAGGCAUUUGGGUGGGCUGCAAGAGACACUUCUGGAGUCCUCUCCCCUUUCAAAUUCUCUAGAAGGGCGAACGGCGAAGAUGAUGUCACGCUCAAGGUACUCUACUGCGGAGUCUGCCAUACCGAUCUUCACGCCGUUAAGAACGAGUGGGGAAAUUCCGUCUACCCCUUACUCCCAGGGCACGAGAUCGUCGGUGUAGUGACCCAAGUGGGGCCCAAUGUAUCAAAAUUCAAGGUGGGAGAGAAGGCGGGUGUCGGGUACAUGGUUGAAUCAUGCAAAUCCUGCUACAGCUGCGAUCAAGGGUGGGAAAACUACUGUCCCAAGAUGAUGAUCACCUAUAAUUCCAGGUACCAAGAUGGGACGAUUACGUACGGUGGAUACUCUGAUAUGCUGGUGGUCAAUCAGAACUUUGCAAUCCACUUCCCUGAGAACUUGCCACUUGAUGGCGGCGCACCGCUAUUGUGUGCCGGUAUUACGGUAUAUAGUCCAAUGAAGUAUUUCGGGCUCAGUGAGCCAGGCAUGCAUCUAGGAGUGGUUGGGCUCGGUGGGCUCGGUCAUGUUGCAAUUAAGUUUGGCAAGGCCUUUGGGAUGAAGGUUACUGUAAUCAGUACAUCCCCCAGGAAGGAGAAGGAAGCUAUCGAAGGACUCGGUGCUGACUCAUUCCUGGUCAGCUGUGACCCGGCCCAGAUGGAGGCUGCCAAGGGCACUAUGGACGGUAUCAUCGAUACAGUCUCAGCGGUCCACCAGAUCGAGCUGUUGAUGGGUCUGCUGAAGUCUAAUGGGAAGUUGGUUAUGGUGGGUCUACCGGAUAAGCCUCUCGAGCUACCAGUAUUCCCUCUGGUUAUGGGGAGGAGAACCGUGGCUGGAAGUUUCAUUGGAGGAAUUAAAGAGGCCCAAGAGAUGAUUGACUUUGCAGCCAAGCACAACAUCACGGCGGACAUCGAGGUUAUUCCAAUGGACUAUGUGAACACGGCCAUGGAGCGGCUUGCGAAGGCGGACGUACGAUACCGAUUCGUCAUUGAUGUGGGGAACACCUUGAAAGCUCCAUAAACUGUCGAUUUCAAUCAGCAUCUAUGAAAGUUAUGUGUCUGGUCACAUGUUUUUACAGUGCUAUGUUGUUGUUGGUUUGAAUAGUACGUGUGUGUGGUUACAUGUUUUUACAUUGGCGUACCUGGAUCGUUGCUUGGUUCUUAAUUGUGUUUUGUUAUUUGCUAUUAAACAAUUAUCUAAUAUCUGAGGAAUAGUUAGAGAU
This is a messenger RNA of Magnolia sinica, 1353 nucleotides long. RefSeq names its product probable mannitol dehydrogenase. The transcript has 5 exons. Bases 69 to 1151 code for a protein of 360 amino acids. Gene Ontology annotation, molecular function: zinc ion binding; cinnamyl-alcohol dehydrogenase activity. The record is from RefSeq and is a predicted model, not a curated record. Gene Ontology annotation, biological process: lignin biosynthetic process. Lineage: Eukaryota; Viridiplantae; Streptophyta; Magnoliopsida; Magnoliales; Magnoliaceae.